GACCAAAAACACUUCUGCGGUUUGUGGACUCUGUGGUGUCCAUGUUGGUUUUCAGGUGUCUCCCAGUUUCAAUAAAUUGAUCCCUGCUUUGAUCUGCAACAUCUACCAUAUCCUGCACGAGUUACCAUGGCAAGUACGAUGGGACGCUGCAAGGGAGUCGAACGUUCCAGACACAUUCGGCAAUCAUCAAUCGACACUCAAACGGCGGUUUACUUGGGGAGUAUGGUUCACAAGAAGCCAAAGUCAAAGCAAAAUGCCCCUGUCUUAAGCCAGUCAAGCGAGCAACUUCUUAACGGACUGAAGUGCAUGAGUUUGGACGGCCAGGAUAACUGUGACGUAACAGAUCACCUGCAGCUUAAGCAUGUUAAGGAUCGGGAUGAGGCGUACGCGCAUUAUCCGACCCGCAGUGCAGCUGACAUUACAGAUCACCAACGACUAAAGAAUCAGGGUGAGGCAUACGCGCAAUGUCCGACGCGCAGUACCAUUGUCUGUGUCGAUAACCCUCCGAAUGAUUCGGAUUUCCCCUUACAAAAUGGGCAUUCCGGAAAUAUUCUUGAAGCAUCUUUACCAAAGAGGGUUGCGAAUGGAUACGGAAUGCUUGAUGACGACGAAAGGGAUUUCCUUAACGAUGAUGUCGAAAGAGAUUGUUUUCUGCCCAGCUCUCAUCAUGACGACCAAACCCAUUUCCCCAAAGGAGGAGAUAAACAAUGUUGCAGACGAUCACUGAACGAUAGUACAGAUUCUUUCGAUAGUGGCAGAGGGGAGGAGGAAUGUAUCGGAGAAGAUGAACAUGAUGGCUUGCUCUGUGACUUGCUGGCACACACCAAACACUUCGUUCGAUCAUUCUUUGGAAAAAGUUUCUUCAGGUUUCACAAUGAGGAUUCGAGCGACAAGGGGGACGAUGAUGGGGUGGAUGAGAUACACAACGUCUUGAUACCAAGCCCAUUUGAGAAUGGAUACGAGUUCCUUGGCAUUCUUAUCAAACAGGAGGAUAUGGGUUGGAGGGUCACUCGCGUCCUGAGCAAUUCACUCGCAUGCAAAGCUCAUCUCAAAGAAUCUGAUAUUCUAAGUCACUUAGAUGAUGAAGACCUGACUAAUCGAGAAUUGGAAGACAUCCGGGGAAUGUUUGGGAGAGUCCAGAAGUCAUUCAAAUUGACGAUCUGGCGAGAAACACAUGAGGGAGAAGCUAUUCGUCGGACUCAACUUACUAUCAGUAUCUCGAUUACUGAACAUGUUGAUCGAUCGUUUGAGAUCGAGGUAUCGGUUAGACGUGCCCGUUUUAGAGCCCGCCCACGGUCGACCCAGUGUCGUUUCGUCACGCAAGACCCGGAUGGCGGACAUCAAAUCUAUAUGCACUACGAGGAUGACGGAUCCCUCUCCAUGCGAGAACUGGUCGAAGAAGAUCCCGGAAGUGUUGAUAGAGCUUCUUUCUAUUUCGAUUUAUACCAGAGUAACAUCCCCCUACCUGUUGAAGGACAGUUGUGCACGAUACGACAUCGCACCAAUGGUCAUGAAGAAAGAUUCUUUAACUGCCAGACCGGGUUGAUGGAAUUGUUGCCUCCAGGACGGACCAGAGCUCGAGACAUGCAAAUAUACUUUAUUUAUCGAAUGCCUAUCCCUAUUCACGACAAGGCUUUUAAAUUCAAAGUGUUUCUACGCAAUGGCGACCAAGAUGAAUACCUGAAGAAAGUCGAUGGCAAGAUCCGACGAUGCGCCUUGAAUGAAAUUCAAUCUGAUGCGAUCUUCACAAUAUACAGCGUUCAGUAGAUUCAGUUCCAGCAUGGCGGAGUGAAGGGGGUGCCCCCCCCCCCCCGCCUCAGCUGAUCCAGAUUCAGAUUUCGCAAAUUUCAUUGAUUUGUCUCCAUUAAAUUCGUCAUUCGUGCAAAGAAACGUGAGAACAUAUUAUCGAGUGUCUUACAGUAUCAGUUACCAGUCCGGUUUCGAAUCCAAUGUAAGAUUUUGUUACUAGCUUAUCAAUGUUUCUACAGACUAAUUUAUACCUUAAUCAUGUUAAUGUUAUCUACUUCAUCUUCGUUCACACGAUAGGAAUUUCUUAAUUGUUCUUCCGAUCUCAACAAAACCUAAGGUGCACUUUCAUAUGCUCAAAUUCAUUCUCUCUCCGUAAAAAAAAUGGUCAAUCGAAAUGAAUUUAAUCAAAGUUGAAUGAAAUAUGCAUAUUGCUUGCUCACAGGCAUUCGUGCUUUCUUAGCAGUCAGGUAAAAAAAAACCUCGGUAUAACAUAUAACAUUUUCUAAUUAUUCAUUCAUGUCAAUAAACGGUCCUUUAGUUCUGUGGAAUAUUCUGACUGCAUUAUCUUCCAUUUUGCCUGAGCCAUUUACAUGGUUUUCGGGAGGGGGGGGGGGUAAUUUUUAUUUUUCAGUUAUAAUUACAUUUUCUGAAAUGUUCCUCACAUUAUAUUUACAUUUUGUAUCAUUUUGUAUUUUAGUUCUGAAAAGAACAUUGACAGAUGCCACUGAUGUUCGAAUAAAUUCAAAUCAUUUAUUCACCUAUUAGGGGCAGUUCUGUUGACUGCCGUACGUUAAUUGUAUCGUAAUCUUAAAUUCAUUCGAUAUUAUGCCUAAUAAUAUUAUGAGAGAUAUAGACAUAUUGGGUUAUGUUAUCGGGGGGGGGCGUUCUUCUUUUUUUUUUCUUUUUUUAGCGAGAUACAACGUGUGAAUUUGUCAUUAUUGCACAUAGCAUGCAUGAUGGUAACAUGACUGAGCAGCAAAGCACAGUAAAGUUUUCCAUCACCGGGGCACGGAUGGGGCCAUGGGUCCCCAAAAAUUUUCACAACCAAGAAAAAAAAUAGGGGAGAAAGGAAAGAAAACUGGUGAAAUGUGAUAUAACAUGUAUUUUCAUGAUAUUUCAAAACCUAUCACAAUUUUGUUAUGUCUUCCAGGGUAGUUACAAAAAUGGCAAAGUUAUAUCAGAAGGAGCAUAAAGUGGGCAGAUUUCUUAUUGAACAAUAUGCCGCGACAAACGAAAGAAUGUUAUUUACCCGAGAAAAAAGACAAUGCGAUACACAUUUUCUCCUUAAGGGUUAUAUAUACAUAAUUUAAACGGUCGAAAGAGGGCAUGUGUCCCUGUUCCGCCCUUUACUUUCAUCUGCGCUUCUAUGCUAGUUUAGAAAAUUAACUUUGCGUCAAUAACAAUAAUUUUUAAAAUAAGAAAGUUGCCAGAUUACUCCU
Lytechinus pictus (painted urchin) is the source of this 3188-nucleotide messenger RNA. RefSeq lists its product as uncharacterized. Gene Ontology annotation, molecular function: protein binding. The transcript is spliced from 9 exons. The record is from RefSeq and is a predicted model, not a curated record. Lineage: Eukaryota; Metazoa; Echinodermata; Echinoidea; Temnopleuroida; Toxopneustidae. Bases 127 to 1767 code for a protein of 546 amino acids.